AAUGUGAACUGCAAUGGUUGGAGUAGGCCAGUUAAAUUCAUUUGUAUACUGUACCUCCUAAUAUUUCAGACCGAUUAUAGACUAUUAUAGACUAAAUUCAGGGAAGAAAAUAUGCAUUUUCAAAUCAUUUUAACGGGGCCAAUAUGACAUUACACCGGAUAUGAUUGUGACCUCACCCUGCUUGAUAUGCUUGUCAUGAGCAACGGGGCUGAUGGGUAGGAUUUAGAUUCUCACUGUCUCUGUUCCACACUCCAGUACGGUAGGUGUCUGUCUUUAUCAAGUCGCAAUGGUGUGCCUUUCGUCUGAACAGUAUUUCCUCAUUGGAUUGUGGUCCAGCAGAAUACAACACUUUUGACGGGCAGUGCUGCCCAAUGUGUGUCUACAGGUCAGUUCAUCUCCAUACUUCAAAACUCCUAAGAACUUCAUAAAUCCAGUGUGUGGGUCUUCCAGUGAGUUGGUGAGGAUUGAGGAACCAUGGAACAGUUUGAAAGCUUGAUAUGGACUAUACCUAUAACUUCUAUACUUCUAAACAUUGAACCCUGUUUCACAUAUAUUCGCCCCAUCUAUAAAAUAGGCGAUAGAUAUUGCAGAAUGUGUAGGCCUGGAUAUCGUGUAAAUAGUCAUUGUACUAAAUCUACAAUCACCUCCUGUGUGCCCUGUAUUAACUCCACAUUCCUUGAUGAGCCCAGUGAGAAAACAACAUGCAACAACUGUACCACAUGUGAUCCAGGUUUGGGUUUGAAGGUAAAGCAGCCAUGUAGACCUUCAUCAGACACUGUCUGUUGGACACUGGAGGGGUUCUACUGUCUAGACCCAACUAAGGAUGGUUGUAGAGCAGCCCAGAGACACAGCAGCUGUAAACCUGGUCAAUACAUCAGCCACACAGAUGGAUCAUUAACAUCUUGUCAACCACACACAGAAUGUGAAUUCUUGGAAAUUGAACCAGGAACUCCUUGGUCGGAUUCAGAAUGCGGAGUAACCUCACUUCCCACAGCUGGAAUCAUAGCUGGUGUUCUGAUAGGUUUCCUGAUAGCCACCAUAGCUGGUGUUUGUUUAUUUAUAGUGAGAACAAAACUAAACUUAGGCCCUCAAAUACAUACACAGGCAUUCCCAUAUCAGGAUAUACCAAUGCUGUCUGAGGAAACUGUAAAAGAUUCAAGCCCCCAUCACAGUCAGUGACUCAACAUUCUGUAAGCUGUGCUCCACUGGCUGGCUGGUCCAGCCAUCUAUAGUGUAUUUUAACACUACAUGUUAAAUGUGAUAUUGUAGAAUCUGGUUGGUAUAAAAACAGGAUUCUACAGCACAUUCAAAGAAUAUGACCUUUGGGUAGAGGAUCACUGUGCAUUGACAAUUACUAUUAUGUGGCUUAGUGUAUGAAUCAUAUACAUCAGCUUCCACCCACACUGGAACACGUGCAUCAGCUUCUGCCUACAGCCUGUUCUAAAAUGAAAAGGACCAUGUGAUGAGGAUUAGGAACCAGCAUCGGUAGGUGAGAACCCUCUGCUCUGCCCAGGGGAAAGUCAAACGUGUGUAUAACUUCAGGACCACAACGUCUGUCAGCCCAGACUAUGGAACUCCAAAUGGGACUUGAUAAUAUCUUGAGACACAGAUUACUGGAUACUGGUGCAGGAUGCAACGUUCGCUUGGGGAAGAUGCCCUAGAAAUUAGAAACGUCGUCAAAAGGAUGGGAAGGAAAUUCAAAUAGAUACCUUUACACUACAAGGACAUCAACAUCACGCUCAUAGAAGCAGACAAAGACAUCAACAU
This is a messenger RNA of Coregonus clupeaformis (lake whitefish), 1767 nucleotides long. Its product is annotated as tumor necrosis factor receptor superfamily member 14-like. Gene Ontology annotation, biological process: positive regulation of T cell migration; defense response to Gram-positive bacterium; positive regulation of peptidyl-tyrosine phosphorylation. Lineage: Eukaryota; Metazoa; Chordata; Actinopteri; Salmoniformes; Salmonidae. The transcript has 11 exons. The record is from RefSeq and is a predicted model, not a curated record. Gene Ontology annotation, molecular function: protein binding. Gene Ontology annotation, cellular component: external side of plasma membrane. Bases 475 to 1179 code for a protein of 234 amino acids.